This is a messenger RNA of Ictalurus punctatus (channel catfish), 3749 nucleotides long. It is a transcript of the gene maoa, whose product is annotated as monoamine oxidase. The transcript has 15 exons. The coding region runs from base 97 to 1665 and encodes 522 amino acids. Lineage: Eukaryota; Metazoa; Chordata; Actinopteri; Siluriformes; Ictaluridae. The record is from RefSeq and is a predicted model, not a curated record. Gene Ontology annotation, molecular function: oxidoreductase activity.
GCGGUGGCUCUGGUGCUUUAUUGCGGCCGCGAGCUUCGCUGUUUCCUCCUGAAAGAGAUAGAGAGAGGAAGAGAGCGGACAGCGCACUACAUCAGCAUGGCAGCCAACACGUACGACGUGAUAGUGAUUGGGGGCGGCAUUUCAGGUUUAAGUGCAGCUAAGCUGUUGGUUGAGUGUGGUUUAAACCCUGUGGUGUUGGAAGCCAGAGACCGUGUUGGUGGAAGAACUUUCACUGUUCAGAAUAAACAUGCCAAAUGGGUGGAUUUGGGUGGAGCAUACAUCGGGCCCACUCAAAAUCGGAUUCUGCGUCUGGCCAAGGAGUACGGGGUUCAGACUUACAAAGUCAACGAAGAAGAAUCCCUAAUUCACUAUGUGAAGGGGAAGUCUUAUCCAUUCAGGGGGCCUUUUCCCCCAAUGUGGAACCCUUUAGCUCUGAUGGACUACAACAACCUCUGGAGGACUAUGGACAAGAUGGGUAUGGAGAUCCCAAGAGAAGCUCCAUGGAGGGCCCCACAUGCUGAAGAGUGGGAUAACAUGACCAUGAAAGAGCUCUUGGACAAGGUUUGCUGGACAAGCACUGCCCGCCGCUUUGCCACGCUGUUUGUUAAUGUGAACGUGACUUCAGAACCUCAUGAGGUUUCCGCUCUCUGGUUUCUCUGGUAUGUCAAGCAGUGCGGAGGCACCAUGAGAAUCUUCUCCACCUCUAAUGGAGGCCAGGAGCGCAAGUUUCAAGGAGGAGCAAAUCAGAUCAGUGAGUGCAUGGCCAAAGAGCUAGGAGACAGAGUCAAACUUCAGAGUGCUGUCUGCAGCAUCGACCAGAGUGGAGAGAUGGUGGAAGUCAAGACCAUCAACGAGGAGACAUAUAAGGCAAAAUACGUUAUUGUUGCCAUACCACCAGGGUUGAAUUCGAAGAUCCACUUUAACCCUGAACUUCCUCCACUGAGGAAUCAACUUAUCCACAGAGUACCCAUGGGCUCAGUCAUCAAGUGCAUGGUCUACUACAAGGACACCUUCUGGAGGAAGAAGGGCUACUGUGGAACUAUGGUGAUCGAAGAAGAGGAGGCGCCUAUUGGCCUGACUCUGGAUGACACUAAGCCUGAUGGAACAGUGCCAGCCAUCAUGGGUUUCAUCCUUGCACGCAAAAGCAGGAGGCUGGCUGGACUCACCAAGGAAGAAAGAAAGAAGAGGAUCUGUGAGAUCUAUGCACGUGUCCUAGGCUCUGAUGAAGCUUUGCAUCCUGUGCACUAUGAGGAAAAGAACUGGUGUGAGGAUGAAUACUCUGGUGGUUGCUAUACAGCCAGCAUCCCCCCUGGAGUCCUCACUCAAUAUGGAAAAGUCCUGAGGGAGCCUGUGGGCAGACUUUACUUCGCAGGCACUGAAACAGCUACAGAGUGGAGUGGCUAUAUGGAAGGGGCUGUGCAGGCCGGAGAGAGAGCAUCCAGAGAGAUUUUGUUUGCAAUGGGAAGACUGCAUCCAAGUCAAAUCUGGCAAACAGAGCCUGAGUCGUUGGAUGUCCCUGGUUUGCCGUUUGUCACCACUUUCUGGGAGAGAAACUUGCCGUCCGUUGGAGGAUUCAUGAAGUUCAUGGGCGUGUCCUCAUUCCUGACGAUUGCCACCGUCGUAGGUGCAGUGGCCUAUAAAAAGGGACUCCUUCCCCGAAGCUAGAGCUCCCACUUCAGUGUCACACUGACCUUGGUUAAGACUGCACUCUCCACACAGUCACUGCACCAAGGCUGUGCUACUGACUAAGCAUGAGCUCAUGUCAGGUCUAGAUUUGAUUUUUGAUUCACUUUAACACCCAAUCACAUUAUGUACAAAUUCUCAGUGCAAUGAAUAAAAUAAGAAAUCAUUACCAUUGAAAUGGGAGCUGCCCUUUUCAUAGGACACACCACAAUUAGAAGCAAGAACCAGGAAGGACGUUUGUCUGCCUGCUAACUAACUAAGGCCACAGACAACAACAUUUACAUUCCACCAUAAAGUCACUACACAUAUCCUCACGUACAAUACAGUGCGUGGGUAAUGAACCAGUCGAUUUAAUUACCUCGAAUGAUUUUAGGUGCUGUUCUAAGGAACUCCUAACCUGAACUAGCCUUUCAGACUACAUGUGACAAAGUUAAAGCAUUGGCUGAAGAGGGUUUUUUUUUUUUUUUUUAAACCCUUUUUUUUUUUUUUUUUUAAAUGAUAGUCUAUCACAAGAGACAUAACACUUUGAGAAUAUGUCCUCUCUGGCACAAGACACACACACACAAAGUGCACACAAUUUCUGUUUAGUGUGGUUUAGAUGGCUGUGGCUCCGAGUGGCCCAUAAGAUUUCCUCAUACUGCUGUGCAUGAUUGUAGCAUUACUGUCAAUUCUGAGACAUUUUUAAGGUAUUUGAAUGUAUUCUUUUCUGCUAACAUAUUGUAUAUGAUUUUCAACUUAAUUCACACAUGUGUACUUGAUGUAUACAUCGAUUUUAUGUACCCCCCCAGGGAAAUGUUACACUUGUGUAUGGUGAUUUCCAUACACACUUGUAACCUUUCACCAUAUUUCUCCAUACACAUUAUGUAUCAUUUAUUCAUCAUAUCUAUCUACAGUAAGCCCUUUGCAGAAGGUUUAUUAUUUUAAUAGGAGAUUUGAUGCGAGAUCGUCUCUGCCCUUCAUAUUUAUGGUUGCACAUUAUAGCAUGUGAGAGUAUAACAUGAAUCUCUGUUUUGUCAGUAGAGCUUGAACAGUUUGAUUCUGAGACUUUAGAUAUGUUUUAAUAUUUCACUGCUAAAGUAAAAAAACAUGAUCAACUAAAAGAAUUUUAAAUUUCUUAAUGUGGUAUAAAUAUGACUAAAUGAUUGAUUGUAAUGCAUCCAUAAGAAGGACACAAGAAACAGGAUAAUAAUAAUAAUGAUGAUGAUAAUAAUUAAGGUGUGUGUGUGUGUGUGUGUGUGUGUGUGUGUGUGUGUGUGUGUAAAAACCCGGUGUUUGUGGAAUGUGUCAUUGUUGCAAAGGUAUGUUGUUUUGUCUGUGGUGCCUUAAAAAUCUAGCCGUGUUUUUUCAUUUCUCAAGUGCCUCUGUGAUUGUGUGUGUGGCAAACAGCUCCUGGGACAGUCACUGGCUAUGUUAGUGAGUAGAUUCUUCAUAUUAAUUACUUCCUUCUUCAGAGUGUUUCUUUAUGCAGCACAUAGAUGGUAUAGUGUCGCAUUCUUUUUUUUAUUUUAUUUUUUUUAGACUCCUUAGAUUUCAAGCAGCAAGUGAGAUAUUACAGACAACGGCAUCAUCAUGUCUUAUUAGCGUAGUCAUACUCGUGCUGAUGAGUAGUGACUGUAAUGAUCUUACAUGUUUUUGACCAGCACAAUGUUACUCACCCCUAAAGAAGCCCCCAAUGAACCAGAUGCUUAGCGAAGUGCUAACUACAGCAUUCUGUUAGAGUUAACCAGGGGAAGUUCCCAUCACAUACAGUACUUUUUUUCUGGUGGACGAUGAACCGUAACGGUGCAAUGAAUCUGUGAGUGAUGUCCUCAUGUCACGUUGUGGUUGAUGUAACCUCUUUUCCUGGUGAUUCAUAUCUCUGUGCUCUAAUCGCUUUGCUAAACCAUGGUGCAGUGUCUGUAGUCAGUGUCCGCGGCUGUUUACACUAGUCUCCUGUGAAGACCCUUUCCUCUGUCAAGUCAUGUGUGUGCACAAUGUCCAAUGUUCUAGUCUUGUAAUUGUAUUACUUGAUCUCUUUGUACAAAUCCAACAACACGGAUGGUAAUAAAAAUGUGAAAUACACCUUG